UUGCUGUCAACUGUCACUUUUUUGGCGGCUUUUUUACCAUAACCACAAACCACAAUUUUUGUACUUUCAAAAGUGCUUCAAAAUGCCGCCGAAAAAGAAUCCUAAAACUACGAAUAAUUCUGAUAAUACUAAUGAAAUCGUAUCGAAAACAAAACAAGCAAAUGGAGUUGUUAGUGACCAGGUACCUACAAGAGUCUUAAGACCACGAAAAGCUCCAACGGAAGUCAAAUCGAAAUUAUUCCCAAAAUUAAAGCAGGGUAAAGGCAAAGCCGACAAGCCUUCAGGUACAAAAUCCGUUAAAUCUAAAGAACAGAAAACCAAAAAUAAAAAAACACCUUCAGAGAAAAUUGAAGAGGAAGAAGGAGAACCUCAAAGCAAACGUAGUAAAGGUAAUGAGCUAGAACUAGAACCAUCUGAAGAUCAUCUUAAAGCAGAGUCAAUUUAUGACUUCACGGCUAAAGAUAUAACAGGAAAAGAAGUAUCACUUGAUAAAUACAAGGGUCAUGUAUGUGUUAUUGUUAAUGUAGCAUCUCGAUGUGGGCAUACAUCUUCAAAUUAUAAAGAAUUUGUACAGCUUUAUGAUAAGUAUAGUGACAGCAAAGGACUGAAAAUAUUAGCUUUUCCUUGUAAUCAGUUUGGUAGACAGGAGCCUGGGGAUAACGAUAAAAUAUGUGAAUUUGCCAAGAAGAAAGAUGUAAAGUUUGAUAUGUUUGAGAAAAUCGAAGUGAACGGUGAUAACGCUCAUCCUUUAUGGAAAUACUUAAAAAUGCAGAAAGAAGGACCCAAGGGAGAAGAUAUUGACUGGAACUUUACAAAGUUUCUCAUCGAUAAGCAGGGACAAGUAGUAGAGAGGUUUAAGUCUGCUGUUAAACCACUUGCUUUACUAAAACAUUUAGAAGAACUUUGGUAAAAUUAGUUCUUGGGCAUAACUUUCUAAGUUACCAAGGUAUAUUUUGUUUUUAUUAGCUUUUUGUUCAACUAUACCUGGUUCAGAUAUAAACUAUUUAUGUAUUAUUUGUAAUUUACAUUAAUUUGCCUUAUGUAGUUUAUAAUGUGGUUUUAUAGUUUCCCAUUAAAAUUGUACAAUUUGUAUGGUAAUAAAGUAAUUUGAACAA
Molecule: messenger RNA, 1115 nt
Organism: Sitophilus oryzae (rice weevil)
Lineage: Eukaryota; Metazoa; Arthropoda; Insecta; Coleoptera; Curculionidae
Product: probable phospholipid hydroperoxide glutathione peroxidase
Exons: 1
Coding region: 83-910 (275 amino acids)
Biological process (GO): response to oxidative stress
Molecular function (GO): glutathione peroxidase activity
Source: RefSeq, a predicted model, not a curated record